Messenger RNA from Arvicola amphibius (Eurasian water vole), 687 nucleotides. It is a transcript of the gene Dusp18, whose product is annotated as dual specificity phosphatase 18. Gene Ontology annotation, biological process: protein dephosphorylation. Lineage: Eukaryota; Metazoa; Chordata; Mammalia; Rodentia; Cricetidae. Gene Ontology annotation, molecular function: MAP kinase tyrosine/serine/threonine phosphatase activity. The transcript is spliced from 2 exons. Bases 115 to 681 code for a protein of 188 amino acids. The record is from RefSeq and is a predicted model, not a curated record.
GUCGCUUCCUGAAAGACUCCCGCGACCCAGCGGCUGAGAGUAUUCAGUGGGCACAGCCUGGCAGAAAGAUGGACAUGUAACCUAGCACCGGCUGUUGACCUGUCUGUCACCUUGAUGACUUCUCCUUUGGGUGCCUUCGCAGUCCAGUUCCCACAGCCUUCAAUCAGUGGCCUCUCACAGAUCACCAAGAGCCUGUUCAUCAGCAAUGGUGUGGCUGCCAACAACAAGCUCCUGCUGUCCAGCAAUCAGAUCACCACGGUCAUCAACGUCUCAGUAGAGGUCGCCAACACCUUCUACGAGGAUAUCCAGUAUGUGCAGGUGCCUGUGAUUGAUGCGCCCAUUGCGCGUCUCUGCGAUUUCUUCGACCCCAUCGCUGACCAUAUCCAUUCCGUGGAAAUGAAGCAGGGCCGCACCCUGCUGCACUGUGCUGCUGGUGUGAGCCGCUCAGCUGCCCUGUGCCUCGCCUACCUCAUGAAAUACCACGCCAUGACCCUUCUAGAUGCCCACACUUGGACCAAAUCAUGCCGGCCCAUCAUUCGACCCAACAAUGGCUUUUGGGAGCAGCUCAUCCAUUAUGAGUUCCAGCUGUUUGGCAAGAAUACAAUGCACAUGGUUAACUCCCCAAUGGGACUGAUCCCAGACAUCUACGAGAAGGAGAUCCGUUUUAUGAUUCCACUGUAAGCCAAC